AUGGACUCUAAGUUGGUCAACCUGAGCAAUGGGCCAGGUUAUGCACUUUGGUAUGGAAAGCAGGCCAGCCUUGAGACCAACCUGGUCAUCGUGGAGGCAAAGCAGAAGGACAAUCUUGGCGCGGCUGAGCCCCAGGUACUCGCAUAUAUAGGCCUCGUUCAUUCCGGCCGACUCGAGCAAGGCAAGCAAGACACCACUGUAUACGGCAUUGCGAGUGACAGCUCUACCUUCGUUUUUUACCGGAUCAGCGAAGGCAGCAAGUGGUGCAAUAAGCCCAAGAUUUGGGGCCAGAGCAAGGCUGGGAAUCUGAAUAUCAUCGGUUGCCUAGGGUCCAUCUUCAGCGAGGCAUCCGCGCUGCGCGCAAUCCCCGAUGGACUCGAGAAGCCCCCGGCGCCAGUUUAG
This is a messenger RNA of Penicillium subrubescens, 402 nucleotides long. RefSeq lists its product as uncharacterized. The coding region runs from base 1 to 402 and encodes 133 amino acids. The record is from RefSeq and is a predicted model, not a curated record. NCBI's taxonomy places the organism in Eukaryota, Fungi, Ascomycota, Eurotiomycetes, Eurotiales, Aspergillaceae. The transcript is spliced from 2 exons.